Sphaerodactylus townsendi is the source of this 795-nucleotide messenger RNA. RefSeq names its product translation initiation factor IF-2-like. The transcript is spliced from 2 exons. The record is from RefSeq and is a predicted model, not a curated record. The coding region runs from base 1 to 795 and encodes 264 amino acids. NCBI's taxonomy places the organism in Eukaryota, Metazoa, Chordata, Lepidosauria, Squamata, Sphaerodactylidae.
AUGCUGCCGCCGCCGCCGCCGCCGCCGCCGUGGCGGGACCGACUCCUGCCGCUGCGCUCCUGCGCCCGCCGCCUGGCCCGGCCGCCACGCCCCUCGCCCCAGCGCGCCAAUCGGGGAGCAGUGCCGCGGCCGCCGGGCCAAUGCGGGGCCGGCUCCGCGCGGCGGGGGCGCGGGACUUCCUCCGCCCGCUUGUUUGGGCCGGGCGGCCCCGCCCCCUCGCCAGCACGUGGGCGCCCCGCCCUGCUCCGCGAAGGGGGCGUGGGCGGGGCCGGCGGCUCUCCCUGCGGGCGCCCCGGGCGCAUUCCCACGUGCGCCCGGCAGACGCGCGAGCCGCCCCGGGGCCCCGCCCGCCCGCUCUGCUGGGGGUCUGCGGAGGCGGAAGAGAAGCCAGGAGCCCAGGCGGCCGCCCUCCCUGCAGGUGGCCCCGGUGGCCUGGAGCCCAGUUGCCCUUUGGCCCCCGCUUGCUCCCCCUUGACCGUCGGACGGCCCGGCACAAAGAGCCCCUUCAUCGGGCAGCUGAAUAAGCCCAGAUCAAAAGGGCUGAACCGGAGGAGAUGGCGCCUGGAAAGCACUUAUUUGCGCAAGGCUGAGGGGCUGCAGCCGAGGAGGAAGGGAAGGCGCCACCCGGUGCAAGCCACGGACGGAGGGCCGCUGCCGUCUUGGGAGCAACUGCCUGGUGACCCCUGCUUGCAGAAGCAGCUCGCCCAAGGGCCGGUGGACGGUCCUGCACUCUGGCUCGGUCAGCUCCCCCCAGAAGGAUCCCAGUCGGCUGCCCCAAGAAGAGGCUCUGCCUGA